Myripristis murdjan (pinecone soldierfish) is the source of this 1348-nucleotide messenger RNA. Its product is annotated as protein C19orf12 homolog. The record is from RefSeq and is a predicted model, not a curated record. The transcript has 3 exons. Lineage: Eukaryota; Metazoa; Chordata; Actinopteri; Holocentriformes; Holocentridae. Bases 218 to 643 code for a protein of 141 amino acids.
CUCCCAUCAAGCAUUGCGACCAUGACCAAGCUCACAUAUCAGGAAUGACGCCCAGGAGGAAUAUAGAAAUAAUAACCCAAGCAGCCUCGGAAUAAACCAGCACCAGCCGCCAUUCAUGUGGCUUCCAUAACGCAGACAGACUGUGAGAUCCUCAAGUAACCCUCUCUCAUCGAUCUCUAUUUUGACUUGGAGCUGUGAAUCUGUCUGAAUCCACAGAAUGUCUCAUCGGAUUAAUGACGUCAUGAAGCUCUGUUGUGAGUUAUCUGCCAAUCAGCAGAUCAAGACCACAGUGAAGGGCUCGGGGAAGGGCGCCGCGGCGGCCGGGGGGCUGGCCUUCGCUGGGGGGCUGGUCGGAGGUCCCCUUGGGAUUGCAGUGGGUGGCGCUGUUGGGGGCCUCCUGGGCUGCUGGCUGACCAGCGGGCAGUUCAAACCUCUGCCUCAGAUCAUCAUGGAGCUUCCUCCCCAGCAGCAGCAGAAGCUUUAUGACGACAUCAUGGCCGUCCUGGGCGACAUCCAGUGGACAGACGUGGCCCAGCUGACUGCGCUGGUGAUGGGAAACGUGACGCUGAAGCAGCAGCUCACAGCCGCCCUGCUCGGCUACAUCACCAAGGAGCUCCAGGCAGAGGUGCACUAUGUGGAUUAGUCCCUCCUGACAAUUCAGGAUAUGUUGCUCAGAGGACCAAGUCCCCGGGAGCACGGUGUUUUUGCAAAGAACAAGAGAUGUUUUUUGUGAAGGUACGGCCAUUAUAUGAUGGAUUAACACACAUUGCUGUGCUUGUAUUCAAGAGGAUUUAUGGAUUAUGGAGCAGAGACUUUUGAUUAAAUGUGAAAACACGUAUUUCAAAAGUGAACAGACACAUCACAGUCCUGGUAACAGGUAAUACUGUUGUGGAUUAAUUUACUAUUUCAAAUGGCUGUGCAACUGGAUUAAUUUAUUGAGAGAGGUGUAAUUUAUCGACUGGAUGAAUUAUUUAUGUCCUUAAUGGCACUGAUAACCAGGUGUCUGGCUUUGAAAGUUACUACUGUGAAUGAAGGUCUAGUGUGUGGUAUUCAAGGCAGCUACCAUGUAGCACUGUUUUUAAUGGAUACAAUUUACAAUCCUACUUAAAUACCAAUGCUAAUGUACUGAGUCAGUGCCAAGUGUAAAGGCCAAUCUUGAUGUUGGUUGCUGAUCAAGGAGUAGUUUAUCUGCCAAUAUUAGGAUUUACCAGCAUCUGUGUCAAUCCUCUCUUUAUUCCAAAGCUUGAAAUUGUGUUUCGAUAUUAAAAAUGUUAAGUAAAUGUUUGACCUUGUCUGAUGUCUGUUUAAUUAAUGUUAUGAAUUGUUUUGUUAAGUACUAGAGUUUUGU